AUGUUUAUCCUUUUAUGUAUUUUGCAUGAGAGACUUCAAGUAGCACAAGGGGAGAAGCAAGAACAGAAGGGACAAAGUGGAAUUUUAGAAUUUGAAACAGACAAUAUUAUCAGGAAUGACAAUAAGAAGGUCAAGUUCUGCAGAUCACCUCCUUUGGUUAGUGCAUUAAAAGCUUCAGCUCAAGAAGAUGCAGCCAGUUUUCACUUCCCAGGACAUAACAGAGGACAAGUUGCUCCGUCAUCCUUAACACUGCUGAUUGGUGAAAGACCAUUUCUGCAUGACUUACCAGAACUUUCGGAGCUUGACAAUCUCUUUGCUCCGGAGGAACCUAUUUUAGAAGCACAAAAACAGGUAGCGAAACUUUUUGGCGCAUCAGAGACAUGGUUUCUUGUUAGGGGCAGUACAUGUGGAGUCCAGGCAGCAAUAAUGGCAACUUGUUUGCCUGGAGAUACUUUCAUUCUUCCACGAAAUUCUCAUAUCUCUGCAGUAUCUGCCAUGGUAUUAUCUGGUGCAGCACCCAAGUAUAUCUUUCCGGAGUAUGGCCCUAGAUGGGACAUUGCCGCAGGGAUCACUCCUUCACAGGCAACGGAAGCAAUCAAGGAACUAGAGAUGGAAGGUCGUAAACCAGCUGCCGUUUUGGUCAUUUCACCUAGUUAUCAUGGUAUAUGUAGUGAUAUCAAUGGAAUUUUAAAACUGUGUCACAAUAAUAAGAUCCCCGUAAUUGUCGAUGAGGCUCAUGGGGCUCACUUUGGCUUCCACCCGCGGUCGCCGAGCUCAGCUCUUGCUCAACGGGCUGAUCUUGUCAUGCAAUCGACCCACAAAGUGCUAUGCUCUCUCACACAGUCAUCAAUGCUGCAUGUCUCUGGUAAUAUUGUAGACAGGGAGAAGAUUUGCAGAUGCCUUCAAACACUUCAAAGCAGUAGCCCGAGAUAUUUGUUGUUGGCAUCAUUGGAUGCUGCUAGAGCCCAACUAAGUGAUAACCAUGGAACUAUUUUCAACAAAGCAAUUGACUUAGCUAUGGAAGCAAAAAGUGUGAUUGAUGAACUUCCUGGAAUCACACUCAUUGGCGUUCCGAACUUUCCCAUGUUUCCUACUUUUGAUCCUUUGCGAGUAAUUGUUGGCGUGUUGCACCUUGGUAUUUCAGGCUUUGAAGCUGAUAACAUCUUAUACAGGGAUUUCGGUGUAGUUUUCGAACUUGUUGGAACUCAAUCUAUUACAUUUGCAUUUAACCUUGGCACAAAGAGAGAGCAUGUUUUGAGACUUUUCUCAGGAUUGAAUUAUCUCUCAGCAACUUUAAUGCCCACUGAUGGCUCAGUAAUUAAAUCGGUUGAUAUCACGAACUUACCUUUCUUUGAUGAUAUCAACAUGGUUUUGAGUCCUAGAGAUGCCUUUUUUGCACAUAAAAGAAAAGUGAGCAUCGAUGAAAGUCUUGGUGAAAUAUGUGGAGAGCUUAUAUGUCCUUAUCCACCAGGGAUUCCAGUGCUGAUACCGGGUGAAGUUAUCACUGAACAAGCACUGCAAUACCUGUUGCAUGUUAAAAGCAAGGGUGCCACUAUCAGUGGAGCUGCUGAUCGUUUCCUCUCGUCUCUUGUUGUAUGUGAUGUCUAA
This is a messenger RNA of Sesamum indicum (sesame), 1608 nucleotides long. The record is from RefSeq and is a predicted model, not a curated record. NCBI's taxonomy places the organism in Eukaryota, Viridiplantae, Streptophyta, Magnoliopsida, Lamiales, Pedaliaceae.